AUCUUCGUGCUGUCUCGUUCGCUAAAGCGCAUUCACGCGCAGCAGCUGUGGAGCUGUCCGCGUGCUGAAGACUCGCUCCGUCCAUUGAUCUCAAUACACCUCAGACGCUGACAGUUCCUCACAAACUGAGGAAAGCCUGAAGUACUCGACCAUCAUGAAUACGUCGGGAAACCUUUGAGAAUUCUAGCUUGAGAUAGCGAAGAAAAGUCAGCAUUCAACCUGCUGCUGAGAUGGACGUUCAGACACGUGUGCUAACCGAGUCGUUGAACAUGAUGUCCAUCGUGAGAUUUCUGCAGCUUUUUUACCUCAUGUAAUAUGUUUUAUCUGGAUGAAUGCGUCAUUUUAUAAUUAUGUUAUAACACAAAAUCGUAGAAGCAAAGAGGUACAUCUUUUUUGGAGUCGUUGAGAUUUGUGAAGGACUGAAAGACUGCGAUAUGGCUCGUCUUCUUGCUCUCAGUAACUCUGUCGGACUGUUGCUCUUCGGCAGUGUAAUGUUUCUGGUGGCAGCAAAUCGUCCACCUGCUCCAGUAAAUGUGUCAGUCAUGCAUCUGAGAGCUGAUUCAGCAACAGUAUCCUGGGAUGUACCCGAAGGCGACAUCAUAAUUGGCUUUUCCAUCUCCCAACAGAGAAUGGAUGGCAAAAUGCAGAGGUUUAUCAGAGAGGUCAACACCACCAGUAGAUCCUGCGUGCUGUGGGACCUGGAGGAAGAGACGGAUUACAUCAUUCAGGUGCAGUCCAUUGGUCUGUACGGCGAGAGUCAAGCCAGCAAACGUGUCCACUUCAGAACCCUCAAAAAAACUGACCGCUUCCCCUCAAACAGUUCAAACCAAGAUGAUCCGACUGUCCAAGGCUUGGAUAGGGCAAGACAGCUACAGACAGGCGAGAUGAUCAUCAUUGUGGUCGUACUUCUCAUGUGGGCAGCUGUAAUUGCCCUGUUUUGCCGUCAGUAUGACAUAAUAAAGGACAACGAUUCCAGCAACAGUAAAGAGAAGGUAAAACCGUGCUCCGAGAGAAGCACACCAGAGCAUCACAGUGGAGGGUUGCUUCGGAGCAAGUUCCAGUCUGUACCAUCUAUCAACAUCAUUGAAGUGUGAUGGGAGUAUUGUAGACGUCAGUUACGCCCCUUCAUUGCAGCACCUGCAGUAUCAGGAUGAAAUAUGUCACUCAAAUCUUCCUCCAUCAACAUGCAGUCACAAAUCCACACGGAGCAGCACGUCGGCUGUAUCGUAAUAUUGAAGCUAACGCUCAGCCCACUCAAAUGCAGACUUGGAUGUAUUUAUAAUAAUGCAGUCUACUCAAGUGGUGGUGUGUAUAACAUAUACAGUAAUGCAGAUCAUGUACGACUGUAUGUUUAUAUUUUGUGGCAGUACAAUGAAAGGUGAAAUCCUAAAAGUGAGUAUCUGAAAAAAAUGAUGGAUAAACUUGUUGUAUUUGGGUGAACUGUUUGUUUAAACUGGUAGAUGAGAUGUGUGUCUUAUCCGAGAGAAGAUACAAAGUUUUGUCAUUUUCCCUUGCAAUCUGUAUAUUUAGUUCAACUUUUAAAUACAAUAUCCUAAAUACAUCUAGCAAUAUUUAUUUCAAUAUAAAAGAGGGGUCCUGCUAUAAAGAAGAGUGAUUAAAGCAGCUAUCA
This is a messenger RNA of Paramisgurnus dabryanus, 1630 nucleotides long. RefSeq names its product fibronectin type III domain containing 4a (gene fndc4a). Gene Ontology annotation, molecular function: protein binding. NCBI's taxonomy places the organism in Eukaryota, Metazoa, Chordata, Actinopteri, Cypriniformes, Cobitidae. The record is from RefSeq and is a predicted model, not a curated record. Gene Ontology annotation, cellular component: extracellular region; plasma membrane.